GUUGCCAUUCCGCAUUGUUAGUGAUUGGUUCUCCGCGGCUCUUAGUUCCCAGAGUUGUUUUUUUUUUAAAUUUGGAUUAUCAGCUUUUCCAAAUAGAUUAAUUUAUUAUUAAUCAUUUAAAAAUGUCAGUGCUUUCAAUAUGGGAUUACGUUAUAUUAAUAGUAGUGUUGGUUAUAUCCGCCGGAAUUGGAUUGUACUACCGUCUUACCGGUGGCAAACAAAAAACCACACAAGAGUACCUUUUGGCCGAUAGAAAUAUGAGCAUUUUCCCUAUUGCAUUCAGUUUAAUGCAAAGUUUUAUGUCAGCUAUAACACUUCUGGGUGUCUCUAUGGAGAAUUAUCAAUAUGGCACGAUGUUUGUUAUCAUUAAUUUCUCCUAUAUAUUGACAACUCCUAUCGCCGCGAAUUUAUUUCUACCAGUAUUUUAUCGUCUCGAAACUGCCAGUGUGUAUGAGUACCUGGAAAAACGUUUUGGAUAUGCUACACGACUUGCCGCCUCAUUGGCAUUCUCUGUGCAAAUGAUUUUAUACAUGGGAAUUGUUUUGUACGCUCCUGCUUUGGCAUUAGAAGCCGUCACAGGACUGGAUAAAGUAAUUGCAAUAGUAGCAAUUGGAGUUGUUUGUACUUUUUAUUCGACGAUUGGAGGAAUGAAGGCAGUUAUCAUCACCGAUGUGUUUCAAUCUCUUCUAAUGUACAUGGCAAUAUUUAGUGUUAUCAUUUGUGCAACAAUUUUGGCUGGCGAUUGGAGUACAAUUUGGUCUGUUGCUCAGGAAGGUGGAAGAAUAAAUUUUUCCGACGUAAGCAUUGAUCCUACCACACGUACCACAUGGUGGACGCAACUUAUUGGAGGAGGAUUCACUUAUUUGUCCCUGUAUGGGGUCAAUCAAACUCAAAUUCAACGUCUGAUGUCGGUGAAAAAUCUUAGAUCAGCCCAAUUAUCUCUUUGGUGGACUUUACCUAUCCUUUGUUUGCUAAGUCUUUCUACUUCAUUCUCUGGAUUGUGUAUAUACUAUUACUAUCGAUCUUGUGACCCUCUGCUUGAAGGACGUAUAAACUCUCGGGAUCAACUACUGCCAUUAUUUGUUGUAGACAGUAUGGGUCAUUUGCCUGGCUUGGCCGGGCUCUUCGUUUCCGGUAUAUUCUGUGCAAGUCUUUCCACAAUUUCCUCAGCGAUCAACUCUUUGUCUGCUGUUACUUUGGAGGAUUAUGUUGGACAAAUCUACAAGUGUCUUGGAAAGGAACCUCUAUCUGAUAAAAAACGCACCUUUCUUACUAAAUCCAUCGCAUUUGUAUACGGAUUACUUUGCAUUGGUUUGGCGUUUGCAGUCCAAGCUCUUGGUGGUGUUCUUCAAGCAUCUCUGACAAUAUUUGGAGUUGUGGGAGGACCUCUCUUAGGUCUUUUUACACUCGGCAUGUUUACCAAGCGAGCCAACCAGAAAGGAUGCAUAGCCGGUCUUAUAUUAGGACUCUUAUUUGGCUUUUGGAUAGGAUUUGGACAACCAAAGCCGGCUCCACCUCAACUACCUAUGUCCAUUGUAGGAUGCUCCAUCUACAAAGAUUCAUCACCUAACUCUUUAUUACUGGAAUUAAUGAAACCCAGGGCGGAAGACAGUGAUUAUUUUUAUCUAUAUCGAUUGUCAUACAUGUGGUACUCUGUACUAGGAUUUGCAGCUACAUUCAUCUGCGGAUAUAUUUUAAGCUUUGUUUGUGAACUACUCAAACUUGAUGACAAUCGAUUGAUAUACACCGAUAAAGAGCGAACUCAAUACAACUGUGAUCUAUUUAUAACACCAAUUGCAAAACAAUUGCGAUCAAGAAAUAUUAAUAAUUCGAAAGUGAAUGGCGGAGAUCGAAAUCAAUAACAACAAAUGAAAAAAAAAAAAAAAAAACUAAUUAAAUGAUGCAAUGAUGACUGAGCGUAAUUUAAAU
Molecule: messenger RNA, 1929 nt
Organism: Episyrphus balteatus (marmalade hoverfly)
Lineage: Eukaryota; Metazoa; Arthropoda; Insecta; Diptera; Syrphidae
Product: putative sodium-dependent multivitamin transporter
Exons: 1
Coding region: 123-1862 (579 amino acids)
Biological process (GO): transmembrane transport; sodium ion transport
Cellular component (GO): membrane
Molecular function (GO): symporter activity
Source: RefSeq, a predicted model, not a curated record